Molecule: messenger RNA, 597 nt
Organism: Arabidopsis arenosa
Lineage: Eukaryota; Viridiplantae; Streptophyta; Magnoliopsida; Brassicales; Brassicaceae
Source: the annotation of a GenBank genome assembly
UAGGGUUUGGCCUCAUGAGAUCUCCAUUUUAUUAUUAUAUAGAUUCUCCUUGCUUGACAUUUUUGUUUGUUUUCUCUUAAUCUCUUGCUCGAUUAUUGCGGAAACUCUCUCAUCUAAUCUUACUUUUGGUCAAUUAGAUAUGGAUCCUUCUUCUGCUAUGGCAAGCCAAGCCUUAGACUUGUUGACGAAGACAUACGAGGUUGUGGAUCAUCCUUCAACAAAUUCAAUAAUCUCGUGGGGACAUGACAACAAGAGUUUCAUAAUUUGGGAUCCGGAAGGAUUUGAAAAGUUUCUUCUUCCCUAUAUCUUUCCUCCCCGCAACCUGGGCGUUUAUGCCUCGUAUCUCAAGCUUUAUGGAGUUUUAAAAGUUGAGUCUGAACAAGAAUGGGAAUUUGCAAACGAUGAUUUUGUGAGAGGCCAACCUGAGCUUUUGGAGAAGAUUACUGAUCGCUACAAGAUAUACUCCCAAGCUCUUCUUGCUUGUAAGACGAGGGAGGAGAGAUUCUUAUUGAACAAGAAGCGUAAUGAAGAAUGGGAAAGGGAGAGAUUGUAGAAAGCUUUAGCAACAGAUCUCCAAAAUCAAUGCAACAUUUGAUU